AUGGGCUUCCUAGGCUUCGUCUACCGUCAAGUGAUGGUGCACCCCCAGCCUCCUCGCCCUCAGAAUCUGUCCGGGCAGACCAUCUUGGUUACGGGCUCCAAUGUCGGUAUCGGGCUCGAGGCCACUCGUCUGUUGAUGGGCUUCAAAGUUGCCCGCGUCAUCAUGGCCGUUCGCACUCUCUCCAAAGGUGAAGAGGCAAAGGCUGACCUCCUCAAAUCUAACCCAUCAUGCAACGUUGAAGUUUGGGAACUCGACAUGGAUUCUUUCGACAGCGUCAUGGCUUUCGGAAAGCGCGCGCAAGGCCUCGACCGUCUUGACAUUGCCCUCCUCAACGCGGGGGUCAAGAAGCCGGAAUACAUGGAGAACCAGCUCACUGGGCAUGAGACAACAAUUCAAGUCAAUCAUCUUGCAACCGCACUGCUUUCGCUCCUCCUUUUACCUCCACUUCGAGCUUCCGCUGCAAAAUACAGUAAACCCUCCCGUAUGACUAUCACUUCCUCAGAGGUUCACAUGUGGACUCCGUUCAAUGAGCGUACAGCCCCAAACAUAAUCGAGAGACUUGACGAGAAGAGCACCUUUGGCAACCCGGACCGCUACAACGUCUCCAAAUUACUGAAUGUGCUCUGGGCACGUGAAUUGGCGUCCAAAGUCAGCCCCACGCAGAUCAUCAUCAACACUGUCAAUCCCGGCUUGGUGCAAAGCAGCCUCCAUCGCGAGAACAAAAACGCAGUUGAGAAGAAAUUCACCGCUAUCUUUGGACGCACGACAGAGGAAGGCGGAAGAACUCUGGUGGACGCGGCGGUUGUCCAGGGUGCGGCCACCCACGGCGGGUAUAUGAGUGAAUGCAAAGAAAUUCCUGCUUCGACAUGGGUCCGUUCCGCCGAAGGUGCCAAGAUCCAGAAGAAGCUUUGGACCGAAACCGUUGACGUCUUACGGAAAGAGACGCAUCACAGUCUCGACACUUACAUUUGA
This is a messenger RNA of Letharia lupina, 972 nucleotides long. RefSeq lists its product as uncharacterized. The coding region runs from base 1 to 972 and encodes 323 amino acids. The transcript has 2 exons. The record is from RefSeq and is a predicted model, not a curated record. Lineage: Eukaryota; Fungi; Ascomycota; Lecanoromycetes; Lecanorales; Parmeliaceae.